AUGGCCUCCAACAUCCUCACCCCUCGCGACACCAACGCGCAAGUCAAGCCUGUGUCUUCACCAGGGAAAGGAUUGGAAAACAAGGACACCAAGAGCCUUGACUAUCAUCGUCAAGUUCUGCAGUCGCGUCUUGGCAGCGAACCAGAGCAGAAGUUUGUUUCGCCGUCGGAUGAAAUCAUGAGCCCCGCUACACAGAAGUUGAAGGCUUUCAAGACCAAGCACGCCAUGAAGAAGUCGAAGCCACAGACGCUAUUUAAGAAGACAAGCUCGAAGAACUUCGAGUCGAGCAAGGGCAGCAGUACACUGAUGUUCGCCGAUAUUCCCAAGAGCAAUGCAAAGGAAGAGAGCGCUUAA
This is a messenger RNA of Alternaria atra, 354 nucleotides long. RefSeq lists its product as uncharacterized. NCBI's taxonomy places the organism in Eukaryota, Fungi, Ascomycota, Dothideomycetes, Pleosporales, Pleosporaceae. The coding region runs from base 1 to 354 and encodes 117 amino acids. The transcript has 3 exons. The record is from RefSeq and is a predicted model, not a curated record.